AUGGGCUUUGUACCUGGCUACAACAAAUCAGAUAUUAUUUCACCAGGAGGCGAAACAUCGGUCGAGGCUGAGGUAGCGCCGGAGACAAAAAAGUCGAAGCAGGAGCACCAAAGGCGGUUUCCAGUGAUCUAUGGUGAUGAUGAGAUAUUCAGCGACAUCUAUUAUGACGUCUAUGACCCCUAUGCGGCAUCAAUGAGCGUUGUGCUUGAUAGAAAGGAGAAAUCGCUAGAGGAGGAAUCGCUCUUGGAUGACUACAAAAUAUCAAACGAAACCGGAGACUCUAAAUCCGAGAAGCAAGAUGCUCAGGCAGGAAGCAGUGGUGAUUGCCAGGCGGAUGUUUCGUUUGCUUUCGAUCCGAUAAGAGAUGCUCAUCUGGUUGCCAAGAAUGCGUACGAUGCGUAUAGGGACGAUGAGCGGAUAGCCGAGCAUAUCGCCGAUCGAAUGGUUCGACGACCGAAUAUGCUGAUUGUUGAUGCAUUUGCUGGUGUUGGUGUGAUUGCGAUUGACCUGGAUCCGGUUCGACUGAAAUGCGCUCGCCAAAAUGCCAAGGUUUAUGGUGUCGAGGAACGUAUAGAAUUCAUCUGUUGUGAUUUCUUCCAUUUCGCUGCCAAGUGGAUGAGCGAUGUCGGAAAGUCGGCAGAGGUGGACGCAGUAUUUCUUAGCCCUCCGUGGGGUGGACCAAGCUACCUGAAAUCGAACGAUUUCGAUCUGAUGAUCACGCGAACGCGUUUUGACAUCUACACCGCCAGCACGAGAAGAUGUCUCGAAUAUUGCCUACUCUUACGAGAAACACGGGGAAGUGAAACAGUUAAUUUCGCUGAGUGGACCGGGAGGAAGAUGCGAAAUCGAGCAGAGUUGCUUGAAUAA
This is a messenger RNA of Cooperia oncophora, 867 nucleotides long. Lineage: Eukaryota; Metazoa; Nematoda; Chromadorea; Rhabditida; Trichostrongylidae. The record is from the annotation of a GenBank genome assembly.